GUUCUGCCAGCCUUCAUGGAGCAAAUGUGGCAGAAGAGGAGGAGGAGACAAGGAGGAACAUGGGACAGAAGGAUGGGAGGAGAGCUGGUGGAAGAUUUGGGCUUCUUCAUGGAUGAGGAAGCUGAGUUUGUUGGAUGUAGCAUAAAAGCCAACUUAGAGCUGCCUGGAACAGAAGAGAAGGCUGUGGAAUCAGACAGGAAGGAGCUGGGUUUGUUUGCCUUUACAGAACCUGCAGCAUUUCAGCUGACUGGUAAAGAUAAAACAGAGGAGAGUCCGGGAGGAGAUGAAAGGAGCCAAGCUGGAGAUGAUAUUGCUGUGUCAGAAGAAAAUAAAGAGACUGAGCCAAAAGAAAGUGUACAGAUGGAUGAUGAGACUGAGGAGACCAAAGASAAAAAGUUGGAUGAAGAACAGGGUUUGUGUUUGGGUCCUGGAGACGGGGCCGAGUGUCAUCAUGUUCGCAUUUCUCUUCAGGAGGUUGAGAGCUUCUACAGAUUCUCGUGUYGCUGUCACUGGAUCUGUGAUGAGAUCAUGCAGCUGGACACGAAUCCUCCCCACGCUGCCGACAUCAAGGCCGAUCUCAGAAAGCAGUUUGCCUUCCUGUCAGGGGGUAGAGGAGAUAAUGGCAGUCCAAUCAUUGUGUUCCCUGAGUUCGCUGCGUUUGGUGAAAUCACAGACAGAGAGUUUCACAACGUCCUGACCUACCUGACAAGUGUGCCCAGCUUAUCAUCUGCAGACGUGGGUUUCAUCUUGGUCAUCGAUCGCAGGCAAGACCGAUGGGCAGCUGUCAAAGGGACACUACUUCGUAUUGCAGCUAUUGAAGGAUUUGCAUUGAUGGUGAAGAAAACAGCACAGACCUUGCAGUCGUUUGGGACCGAGCUGGCAGAAACCGAACUCCCAAAAGACAUCCAGACCACAACUAUACUGCUGAGCACACACACCAGCAAGAGAGACAAGAUGAAGGAGGACAUACUGGUGGCUUUGGGCCAAGGCAGCAGACUGCUGGAGAGCAUCAAUGAACCUGUGAUGAGAGACCCAGACCACAACAUGAACCAGGACGAACUGGAAAACUUAGCCACGGUGCAAAGGCUUCUGUCCCAGCUGGAUGAAACAGAACGAGCUUUCGAUGAGUUCUGGGUGAGACAUCAGACCAAACUGCAACAGUGUCUCCAGCUGCGACACUUUGAGCACAACUACAGGGAGGUGAAAGCUCUGCUGGACCAAAUGUCUGAGAAACUUGGAACCUUCUCUGAGGUUGGAAUUAGCCCGGCUCAUGCUGAUCACAUCUUCUACGAACUCAUCGCRUUUGAGGAGAGAAUCUGUGAGGUUCUGGACAGAGCUUCUGCGUUGUGUCGUGAAGGUGAGGAGCUGAUCCAGAACUCGCACUACGCCGAGGACUCCMUUCAACCCAAAUGCAGUGAGCUCAGAGAAACCAGUGAGCAUGUGAGCUGCAGUCUGAAGGCCAAGAAGGAGUACCUGCUCAAAGCCAUGGAGCUGCACCACCGACUGGAGAAGGCAUCUAAAUGGGUUGAUGAUGGCAUUUAUCUGCUAGCAUCACAGCCAGUGGAUAAAUGUCAGUCUCAUGAGGGGGCGGAGCUGGCUUUGCAGGAGCUGGAGCGUUACUUGGACAAUGCCAGCCAGAAUCAGCUGACUGACCUUUGUACCAUCUGGACAGAAUAUGAGGCAGUGCUGAACCAGCAGUUCAGGGACCAAGUGGAGAAAGUUUACCAGAAGCAGGCGUCCAUGCAGGAGAUGUUUGACAAGAGGAUGGUCAGUCUCAAGAAACUAGCAGCCAAACAAAUGAGACCAGUGCAGCCGGUCGCUCCAAGACCUGAAGCCUUCAUCAAGUCACCGCUCAGCUCACCUGCACACAAGACUCAGCAGGAGAAAAACGGCUUCUGUGAAAAAAAUGAAGACGGUAACAGCAGACAUGCAUCUCUGUCAGAGGAGGAGGAGAACCUGGCUGUGCUCAGGCGCCACGUCAUGAACGAGCUGCUGGAAACUGAGAGAGCCUACGUGGAGGAGCUUCUCUGUGUCUUACAGGGAUAUGCUUCUGAGAUGGAUAACCCCGCGAUGACUCACCUGAUUCCUACAAAUCUGCAAAAUAAAAAGGAGGUUCUGUUUGGAAACAUGCCAGAAAUUUACCACUUUCAUAAAAGAACAUUUUUGAGGGAGUUGGAGCAGUACACAGACUGUCCAGAGUUGGUUGGAAGAUGCUUUCUGGAGAGGAUGACAGACCUGCAGAUCUAUGAGAAGUACUGUCACAACAAACCUCGCUCUGAGAGCCUCUGGAGGCAGUGCUCAGAUUGCGCCUUCUUCCAAGAGUGUCAGAGAAAGCUGGAACAUAAGCUGGGUUUAGAUUCAUACCUGUUGAAGCCAGUUCAAAGGAUUACCAAAUAUCAGCUGUUGCUAAAGGAGAUGCUUAAGUACAGUAAGACCUGCGAUGGGGCUGACGACCUGCAGGAGGCGUUGGCGUCUAUCUUGGGAAUCCUUAAGGCUGUCAAUGAUUCCAUGCACCUCAUCGCUAUCACUGGAUAUGAGGGCAAUCUGAGUGAACUGGGUAAGCUCCUCAUGCAAGGGUCGUUCAGCGUUUGGACAGAACACAAGAAAGGUCACGCCAAAGUGAAGGACCUGGCUCGUUUCAAGCCCAUGCAGAGACACCUCUUCCUGCACGAGAAGGCUCUGCUCUUCUGCAAGAGGCGGGAGGAGAACGGCGAGGGCUACGAGAAAGCUCCUUCAUACAGCUUCAAACAGUCUCUGAGUAUGGAUGCAGUGGGUAUCACUGAGAAUGCAAAAGGAGACAACAAAAAAUUUGAAAUUUGGUGUAACUCCAGGGAGGAGGUCUAUAUUGUUCAGGCACCAACAGCUGAAGUGAAAACCACCUGGGUUAAUGAGAUUAGGAAGGUUCUGACGACCCAGCUGGAGGCUUGCAGAGAAGCCAGCCAGCAGAGGGCACCAGACCAGGUGUUUCAGUUCCCCCCUGUACCCAGUGGAACAGUAAGUCUCAGUCCAUUCAAGACGAGUCAGAAGAGUUUUAAAACGGGAGAAGAGAAGAAAGCUGAUCCUCUUAGCUCUGAUAUCAACUCUUCAUCUUCACCAAAGCUCUCAGAAAAAGAUGAGGCUGUGACAAGCCCAACCUCAGACAGAGCUGCUGUCACUAAAAAGCGCUUUACUUUACAGGGCUUCAGUAACCUCAAAGCUCAGAAAGGAUCUCCCACCAGCCCAGAUCACAAAUCGAAACGUCAGAGUGAUCCUACACCAUUUGGCUUCAAAGGAUGGAAUAAGACUUUUAUGUCUCUGGAUGCCUCGGAGGAACAUGAGGGCUACUCCAGCACUGAUGACCCUCUUAACUCUGACCCAGAAGAUGAAAGUAUCAAGAAGCUGUGUGCUGGUAAAUACACUGUGACGGCUGACCACGAAAUGGGAGGUGAUCAAGAGCUCUCGGUGAAGGGUGGAGACACAGUGCAGCUGGUGAAGGAGGGAGAAGAUGGACAGUGGUUUGUCCGAAACCUGAACACAUCACACGAGGGCUGGAUACCUGCUGCUAAUCUCCUCACGCUCAUCAGAAAAUCCAAGUCAUGUCAGUCUCUCACCAGCUCAGAAGGCAGCGGCUCCGGGAACAUCAGCACAUCGUCCAGCUGCAGCGAGACCUACACCAACUUUUCAGACAUCAAACCCUGAACCCUUCAGCCCCUCUCCUCCUGAACCAGGCAUCACACAGCUGUAUCUCCUAUAGCUCCAACAUCAGUGCUCAUUGAAGUUUUGCACAGAAACCUGUAUUUUUUCAUUAUUUUUAUCAUGCACAUCCACAAUAGAACAAUGUGUUUUGGAGCUAACAUGUGAAGAUACUCAGCACAUGCACACAUUUAAUACAGAUACUCACAGCAAACUAAAGAGAAUUCUCUGGUUCUUAUGAUCAAAUAACAGAUGCGUGGAUGGACCAGCAGGACUGAUCUCAGUAAAUGCAUCUCACUUUACAAUCAUUUAGUGUGGGUGAGAACUCUUACAUUCAUCUACAGAACAGUACAUCUUUUUACAUUUUAACUGUUACUAUGUUUGUAAAAUUAAAAAAGGGAAAAAAAGAUCAACAUGAAGCUUGUUUAGCUUGGAUGUGUCCCUUUCUUAUCCUGUCUUCGUCAUAUUGGUCAUUUUCCUUCCUUUUCCUGCUGUUUUUGCUCAUCCUCUGUCUGUUUAGUGUCAGUUCGUCUUUUUUCAAAUAAUGUUCUGCCAGCAGCCGUCUAGACAUUGUGUGUGAAUUUUCUGUCCUUCCACGUCAUCACGGUCCAACUUUUUUGGGGUUAUUGUACUUGACAACAAAUGUUUCUCGAUAUGAAGUAUCAGAAACCGCUGUAUAAUGCUAACUUAUUCCCUGUGAAGGAAUAAUGUUCUGAAUGUAGAUAGUGCGCACUGAUAACAGUCUGUCACGUUUGUCAAUGAAGAUGCUAUAUUGUACAUUGAGUAUGGUGUUGUCACAACUCGGUGACUUGUUUAAUUUUUUUACAUAAAGUAAUAAUUGAGUCUGUUU
Molecule: messenger RNA, 4522 nt
Organism: Austrofundulus limnaeus
Lineage: Eukaryota; Metazoa; Chordata; Actinopteri; Cyprinodontiformes; Rivulidae
Gene: mcf2lb
Product: mcf.2 cell line derived transforming sequence-like b
Biological process (GO): positive regulation of Rho protein signal transduction; intracellular signal transduction
Cellular component (GO): cytoplasm
Molecular function (GO): protein binding; guanyl-nucleotide exchange factor activity
Source: RefSeq, a predicted model, not a curated record